AGCAGAACUCCCCCUCGACUCACAUCCAUCGUCGAGGCCCACCCUCAAUGACAAGUGUAAAUGUUGCAUAGGCGAAAAGUGCCACCUGACUUGGCCGAAUGAUUACGGUGAAUUUGCCCGGAGCAAGCGCCCAUAAAUUACAACAAACUCGAUCUAGUAUUCUUGAUGCAACGGGGGGCUUAGCUGGGAUAGCUUACUAAAUGCCCUUUGUUGUUACGAUGCUACGGAACGGGCGGUGCUCACUGAUUUCGAAAAGACCCCCCUUCAAUGCCGUGUCGAACUGAUGUGCCCUACCCAGCCACUUUGACGCAGUCAUCCACUUCUCCCCUUCUACCAGAGUUUCACGAGGGGAGGUCUUCGAUAUCUUUCGGGAACCAAAUCUCCUGACUAGAAUUCAUUCGCCGGUGGAGGCUGUAUUAUGCAUCUCCGUACAUAACCCCUCGAUGAUUAGCCGUUUCAGUUCAUCCUUGCUUCUCAGCUUCUUAGAUGGCUUCCCAAAAGGUCCAUGGACAAGUCCUGCAACCAGGCUCGGCUUGCUUGACUUGCAGGCAGCGGAAAACGAAAUGUGAUGGGGUACGCCCCAUUUGCGGUCGCUGCGCUCGACUCGGAAAACAGUGCGCAUUCGAGAACGAGACGAGGAAGCCCAGGACUGAACGAUUGCUCGAUAAAAUUGCACUCCUGGAGAGCAAGAUAGCGGCAUAUGACCCCCAAAAUGCUCAUCUCAGUUAUAACGGCGAUGGUGGAAUGACUUCUCAAGCGUCGUCCUCACGAAAUGUGGCCGACGACCAUGCAAGUAUGGGGCAUCCCCCGUCUGAAGGGUAUCUCGUCCAGGAAUCAGCACUUAGCGCAAUGUCAUCCACCCACUCAAGCUCUUCGUCAUCUCCCAGUACCGGGAGACCCAUGGAGCUCCUCCCCAUUUAUCCUCAAUCCUCGUUUGCCAUGUUGCAUGGUGGAGGAGUGGACGGGGGCGACCUGAAUAUCGUGCACACCUCAUCUGUUGCGUACAAUGCUGUGAUAUCAUGCGAAGUCCUGGAGCACUCUUUGCAUCAAUGGAAUGGCCAGGGCGACGUACCCGAGUUUUUAUGCGAUUACCUGUGAGUGUUCGACCUCUAUCUCGAAAUGUUUAGUCAUCAAAUCAAAAAAUUCCUACUCUGUGUGUCAAUCCGCCCUCAACUCACACACUUCCGAUGCUCAUAUGCAUCG
This is a messenger RNA of Cantharellus anzutake, 1203 nucleotides long. RefSeq lists its product as uncharacterized. NCBI's taxonomy places the organism in Eukaryota, Fungi, Basidiomycota, Agaricomycetes, Cantharellales, Hydnaceae. The coding region runs from base 487 to 1098 and encodes 203 amino acids. Gene Ontology annotation, molecular function: DNA-binding transcription factor activity, RNA polymerase II-specific; zinc ion binding. The record is from RefSeq and is a predicted model, not a curated record. The transcript is spliced from 2 exons. Gene Ontology annotation, biological process: regulation of DNA-templated transcription.